Molecule: messenger RNA, 3494 nt
Organism: Sycon ciliatum
Lineage: Eukaryota; Metazoa; Porifera; Calcarea; Leucosolenida; Sycettidae
Product: leucine-rich repeat-containing protein 15-like
Exons: 22
Coding region: 273-2714 (813 amino acids)
Molecular function (GO): protein binding
Source: RefSeq, a predicted model, not a curated record
ACGACGACAGCACAAAGAAAACCAGAUGAAUUAUUUGUAUUUCCAGCGCGGGUAGCAGUGCUAGCUAUUCCUUUGGUCUCCUGACCUUGAUAGCAAUGACAGCGGACAAUGUUGAUUGGCGAAGGGCAUGAGUCUGAGAUAGGCUUCACCGCGAAGGCCAAGCGAAACUAAGACCAUUAGAGAAUAAUAAAUUCGUCGCCGGGUGCAAACUUUGCGUAGCAUCGUCGUCUAGAGCACGUAGAGGUGCCGUUGCUUGGCCUGGUCCGUUGGCCAUGGAAGGUGUGCUGCGGCGGCGGCGGAGCUGCUCCACAGCACCGUUUGCCCGUGUUUGGCUGGUGUCGCUAGUGGUGGUGGUCGUGUGGUGCUGUUCGCGUGCCGUCCUCGUAGCGCGCGCACAGCCGUGCCAGGAGUUCUGCACUUGCAAUGGCACGUCGUCCGUGACGGUGGUCUGCAUCGGACAGGGUUUCACAACCGUCCCGCCUGUGAUAUUCGACGGAUACAGAAACACAUCCAUUGUAGUGCUGGGAGACAAUCAGAUCGAGCGCCUGCCUUCCUACCACUUCUUUCGGCUAACCUUGCUCAGGCAGCUGUAUCUGUAUGAAAACCUGAUCUCAGAUAUCGAACCCGACGCGUUCAGGGGACUGCGCAAUCUGGAGCUACUAUCCCUCUAUGAUAACAACAUCACAAGCCUGCCCAUGGGUAUCUUCGAGGGGCUGGAUAGCCUGCGGGGACUCUACCUCUACAGAAACCGACUGGCCGGUGCCCAAAUAACUGACGAGCUCUUCGCACCCAUUGCGAGCACACUGCGCGUACUACGGUUGAAUUUGAACAACAUUGAGUACCUUCGACCGGGUACAUUUGCUUCCCUCCAGCACCUAACAACACUCGGCCUGUCUGGCAACCCGCUGACCACACUGGAGACGGGUGUGUUCCGCGGACUGGAGUCGCUGCGCAUACUACAGCUGGAGAACUGCCAGAUUGAAACGCUCGACGAGGAAGCAUUUUUCAAUCUGACACAGCUGAGAAUACUGAGGCUCAACAACAACCGCUUGACGCGUAUAACCAACAUGAACUUUCUAGAUCUUCUCCAAGUUCAGGAACUGUACCUGCAGUUCAACAGCAUCUCACAUAUUGACGGGGGCACAUUCUUCCGCAUGAUAAACCUCAAGCGGCUGUUUCUACAGGGAAAUGCUCUGACGGAGUUUUCGCGUGGUAUGCUCAGGGGACCGACAAGGCUGGAAGUUUUGUGGUUGGACCGUAAUCGUAUUGAGAACAUUCCGCAGGACGCCUUCACGGACCUAAAGAGCUUGCAUCAACUAUUCCUGCAGAACAAUCGCAUCAAGACCCUGUCCAACUGUCAGUUUGAAGGCCUAGACAGUCUAAGGAUUCUAGUUCUGCAGUUCAACCAGAUUGGAUGCAUAGCUGACGGUGCGUUCUGCUGUCUGCCCUACCUUGCACGCCUGUACCUUGGUGCCAACGACCUUCAGAUGGUGACGCCCAGGAUGUUCUCAUGCAUGGCCGAAGUCACUAGAUUGUCGUUGUUCGGGAAUCGAAUCAGCUAUGUGGCCGACGGAACGUUCAAUUCAAUGACGGCCCUCCGUGAACUGAUUUGGGACUACACGACGAGUGCUCCUGCCCCGUCGCUCGGUGCCAUCAGUAACGAUCUAAACUGCGACUGCAAUGCUCUCUAUUUCAAAGGGUUUAUUGCCCAGCAGCCAGACAGAGUGGAUACAGUACGGUGUGCUGGACCAGCUGUACUGCGUACCAAGCUGCUGCACACUAUACAUCAGCGGACACUGAACUGCACUAAACAGGUGGUUAGCGUGAACAUCAUUAUCGACGACUACAAGAGUCCGCGGGCGUUUCGUCUUCCGGCACCAUCAUCAUCGCCGGCCGCGGUGGAACGGAUUGUUGUGCCCCGCGGUGAAGACCUUCAUCUACUGAGCAAGGCAACACCAGCCGGUGUGACAUUCUGGACCAGGAGAGGUGAGUCAUUGGCUGCUGACGACUGCCGCACCGUGACAACGCAGGGUAAUCUGUUCCUGUCGGGAAUGUCUGAUUCUCUGGAGGGUCUCUACACGCUGGUUGUGCAGAAUACUGCAGGUGCUACGGCCAGGUCGAUCUUUAUAUCCGUCGGAGACAGCCCUCGCAUCACGGUGGCACCACGCGACGUGGAGCGGGACUAUCCGGGAGAGAAUGUGAUGUUCAUGUGCGUAGUGCAGGGGAAACCUCAACCAGACUACUACUGGAUGAAAGAUGGAAGGCGUAUAAACGUUACCGUGCCAGUUCCUCGCACGGCAAUUGACAGCCAGACGCAGCGCUUUAUCCAGACUGGAAGCAGCUUGCAUAUCCUGAAAACGGAAUACUCUGAUGCUGGACUUUACACGUGCGUGGCGGAGAAUGGAAUCGGUCGAGGUGAUCGUGCCGAAGCAGAGCUCUUCUUCAGACGGCAAACACCGUGCACGCCGAGUUGUCGUAACAACGGCACGUGCCUCACUGCUCAUAUCUUCACAUGCCAGUGUACGUUCAACUACAUCGGCGAGGUCUGCGAGCGACGGAAACCUGGGUGCGAUCCAGCCAAGGACUUUGGCUGCGAGUGGGAGAGCGGUAGUGGUGCGAGUGGAGAUGGAGCGCUGUUCACCGAACUGGACAACGCUGCCAAUGGCGGGGACGCCGCCGAUCUGGAGGAGCAGCUAUCCCCGGCUGCCCCGUAGCCUCUGUGGCGUGCGUUGGUGGUUCGGGGUGUGUGUGUGCGUGGGCAGCGCACUCACGAAAACAGCAAUGUGCUGCCUGUUGUCCUGGCGACAACAGCAGCAGCAGCAGCGGCAGGUACCAAUGAAUAACUGCCGCGCAAAUUAGAAAAUAUAUAAUAGUAUAUAUGUGCAAUGAGAAACCUAGAUACACAGGAGCAGCAGCAGUAGCGGCAGCAGCAGCAGCAGCAUUGGUGGCAUGGGACUGAUUUCCAUCAGCAUGUUCACAGCACAUGAUCAUGCAUUUAGUUGUCGGCUAUUCACGAUGACGAUCUUGUGGAUGUCAAAGUUGAGCAUGAUCAGCCCGCGCUUCUUGCUGCUGACGUUUGGCUAAAUUCAUGCCAAGCUAAACAUGUUUACAUUUUAUUCCGCUAUUACUGCGAGUGAACACGGAUAUAUGGCAUGCUCAAUGUAUGGUACAGACCUGGUGUAAAAAUGUAAACAACUGUAUGCAUUGUGCACAAGCGCAAUUGACCCAUUGCGCAUUGCCAAAUAUGGAAUGUAUGAGUAAUAAUGCUUGUGAGUACGCUGGGAUCAGGAAUGCACUGCUCAACAGCCAACACCCCAGACGACCAUGCCCAGGUGGCUGUAAAGGGUGUUUACGGUACAAAUUACGUCAUUGCGCAAUGGGUCCAUUCUCGUACUGACUACUGUUCUCCACUUUACACUCAUUUAUUCCCGUAGCUAUGCAGAAGACGUUACUUCAGUAACGUCUGGCGCUAGCCAGGGUCCACACAGCUUUAA